CACCACGACGCUCAGGAGUUUAGAUGGAAGUGAACGAAAUGAAUUUUUCUGACGAAGAACUUCUAUUGAUUGCGGUAUUGUUAGAUGAUGAUGAAAGGAAACCUACAGGAAGAAGAAAAUGGGUGCACCCUUCUUUGCUUUCUAGAGCAACGGAGGGGGAGUUUCAUACACUAUUUCCACAGUUACUGGAUGAUGAAACUAAAUUCUUUCAGUACUUCAGGAUGUCCAGGCAACAGUUCGAAAUACUGCUUUCGAAAAUUGGGAGUGACUUGAAGAAACCGGACACCACAUUUCGCGCAGCUAUUUCACCAAGAGAGAAAUUAGCAGUUUGUUUAAGGUUCCUAGCCACUGGGGACUCAUUUCGAACCAUAGCGUUCAGUUUUCGACUAGGGUAUUGUACGGUUCAGAAUGCAGUUCAUGGAGUUUGCAAAGCUAUUGUAAAAAAUAUGUUGCAGGAAGUAAUGCCUACUCCAACAAAAAAUGAGUGGGAGAGAAAUGCAAGAGAAUUUUGGGAUCAGUGGCAGUUUCCCAAUUGUUUAGGAUCUUUGGAUGGAAAACAUGUUGUGAUAGAGGCUCCUCAAAAUUCUGGUUCCCUCUACUUCAAUUACAAGAAAACAUUUUCAAUAGUUUUAUUGGCACUUGUUGAUGCUAAUUACAAAUUUAUAGCAGUAGACAUUGGGUCUUAUGGACGGAGUAGUGAUGGUGGAAUAUUUUCCACUUCAAAGCUUGGAAGGCGUUUAGAAAUGGGAACUCUAGACAUUCCAGAAGAUGCACUGCUGCCGGGAACACAACAACUGGCUCCAUACGUAAUUGUUGGUGAUCCGGCCUUUCCAUUAAAAAAAUACUUGAUGAGGCCCUUCCCUGGUCUACAAGUCGAAAACCGUAUCGAGAGACGCAUUUUCAACUACAGGUUGUCUCGCACCCGUAGGGUUGUUGAAAAUGCCUUUGGAAUUCUGACACAAAAGUUUAGAAUUUACAACAGAAGACUGAAAUUAGCGCCUAAAUAUGCUGAAAAGGUGGUUUUAGCCACAUGCAUUUUGCACAAUUUCAUUCGCGCAGGAACUGCUGCAACGCCUUUGAAUGAUGACCAGAUAAUGGCAGGCAAUUUGACGGACUUAUCGAGACAAGGCGGAAAUUGUUCAACAAUAGCUUUUGAAAUAAGAGAGAUAUUCACAAGAUUCCUUAAUUCAGAACAAGGUUUCGUCCCUUGGCAAGACAAUAUGAUUUAAACAAAUGUAUUUCUAACUGUAUUUGUUUGAUGCUAAUAAAGUUAUUAUUGAAAGUUA
Cryptotermes secundus is the source of this 1286-nucleotide messenger RNA. RefSeq lists its product as uncharacterized. The transcript has 2 exons. Lineage: Eukaryota; Metazoa; Arthropoda; Insecta; Blattodea; Kalotermitidae. Bases 24 to 1229 code for a protein of 401 amino acids. The record is from RefSeq and is a predicted model, not a curated record.